AUGACAUUAUAAGAAACGUGACUAUUUCAAACAUUUCAUCUGUGGAUGUAGAGGUAUCGUGGCACGUGUUUUUGUGGCCAAAUAAGGAUAUUGAGUCGGACCAGCCCGCAUUUAAUUUCCUUUGUGAUGUUAACAAAUCAAGUGAAAACAUGUUUGAUUUUGAUUUCACCGAGGAGUAUUUUGGGAUUGAAGGCUGCAAAUUUAUAGAGGUUUUUCCAACUAAAAGUCAGGUCUCUAAAAACAGCAAGGAAACAAUAAAUAUUUUAUUUUCGCCAAAAAAUGUCGAAACUGAAGAGAAACAACUUAUUAUCAAAGGAUAUAUCUUUGGUCGAAUAUUUGUUAACAAAGACGAUAGGUUCAAGUCAAAUUAUUUUUUUAGACAACGUAACUUUAUUAUUGUGGAGAUUUCAGUUAGGUUAUAUAGACCUUAUUUAGACUUUUCCAUAGAAAACGAUCAUACAAAUUUGCACAUUUUCGCAAACGAUGUAAUAUUACAGAGGAAAUCAGAUUUCGAAUUCAAAUUCAAAGCAAGGAAUCCUUUAAGUUGUACUGUAGAAGGGCGAUUGGAUGUUGGCAAGCCAUUUUGUCCCAAAAAGGACGAAGUUGACUUCGCUUUAGCUCCUGGAGAAUGCAAAAAUAUUAUUAUUCUAUGCAGUGUUACUUACGAGAAUAUUCACACCUGGGCCGAAAAACUGUACACUAAACCUGUUGCACCAAUUGACGCAAUUCAAAACGCAGAUGCCAAUAAUUCCAGACAUGAAGUAAUAGAUGACGGACCAUUUCAUUUUGACGAAGACAACAAGUCUAUUACCAUAGCACAGAAUUUAUUAAUUCGUUAUUCAGAAGAACUGAAUGAAGUAAUUCCCUUACGUAUCAACAUUUAUUAUCCCAGUAUUUCUGUCAUUCCCGUUCAUAUCAAGUUCGGAUAUGUUUUAAAUGGUUGUACUGAAAAAGCUGUUGUAACAUUGUUUAAUAAAUCAGGUAGUAAGGUUCUUUUUGAAGUGUACAAAACAACAGCUACUCAAGAAAUUGUGGUUAAUCCACCUCAUGGAGAAAUAGGACCAAGUAGAGGAGCCAAUUUGAACUUUGUAAACCUUGCUGUAUAUUUUACGCCUACACUAUGUACGAAUUAUCAAGAGUGUAUACGAAUAGUAACAAACAUUCCCCAGCAUUAUAUAGAUAUUCCUAUCAAAGGAUCCGGAUCAUUAAAUGAAAAAUUUCUUACUAAACUGUAACUAUUUAUUAUAUUAUCA
This is a messenger RNA of Sitophilus oryzae (rice weevil), 1253 nucleotides long. RefSeq lists its product as uncharacterized. NCBI's taxonomy places the organism in Eukaryota, Metazoa, Arthropoda, Insecta, Coleoptera, Curculionidae. The transcript has 7 exons. Bases 150 to 1235 code for a protein of 361 amino acids. The record is from RefSeq and is a predicted model, not a curated record.